AUGCCAGACUCAACAACAAAACGUCCGCCAAGGAGUGCGGGAAGGCGCAGGCUCGAUGCACCCGACGCCAUACUAUCCGAGAAUCGGCGAAGCCAAAUUCGCCGUGCUCAAAGGACCUACAGAUUGAAGAAAGAAGCCAGUCUUCAACAAUCACAGAAACAAGUGGCAUUCCUCGAGAAUAAGAUGAAAAGAAUUGAAGAGUCGCUCGCAGAUUACAGAGUUAUCCUUCAGUCCAGCUUGCAAGACACACAAUGCGAGCUCCUCAGGGAUUUUGACAGUAUUCUAAGUCUUCUGGCGUCGUCCGAGGACUUUCUUCCGGGAACUAGUGUCGACGACAAUUCAUUGAGAGAAACCUCCAAGAAGUCUACCCUGCAGCCACGCAAGAACAUCCAGCCUGAUGAACAUGUCUCCAAUGAUACCAUUCAUGAUCAUCAGGUGAUUACUGAGUCAAGCUCCACAUACAUUGAAACGUCCCCGGAGAUCGAGGUCAAUUCAUACCAAGGAACCGGAGACAGGGUCCUUCGUGGAUCCCCAAUUGUCAUACAGGAACAGAGGGGGUUAGAUUAUAACCAACCCAUGGUGCAAAUCAUUGAUCGAUUUGGUGGAGCCAAUCCUCCUGAGUCUUAUUCAUUCCUGGAAAGUUCCUUCACUCGAAGACUCAAACGAUCCAGUCUAGAGUAUGCUUUCCGAAUAUUCAAUGAUACACGUUCUGAUCCGCUUGAGGUCUUCCGAGUAUUCAGACUUGUCCCGUGUUUCAGGGAUAGGGCAAAGAUGCACCCCUAUUUUAGGGACCUGGUCACUUCUGGACGAGACAGCUCAUUGGAGAUUUCUACACUACCAUUUUAUGGUAUUGGGGGAGCUGGAACUCAUUAUGCGACAAAAGAUUACGAAGGGAAUCCAAUUUACCCCCCGAAGAUGAGGCUCCCUCGAAGGAUCCUCGGUACUCUACCCAUGCCUGGGACCCCCGGUGACUCCAAUUCUGACCGCCAGACUCAGAGUAAUCUCGAACUUUGUGGGUUCGGCGGCCAGUGGUUUGACUGCCGUGAUGUAGAAGGAUACCUAAGAGAGCAAGGUGUAGACUUGGACGGGCCUGGUUUGUUUCCCACUGUGAAUAACUUGGCAUCGAGCCCCGGUCAAUCUGAACUUCAAUCUGGUUUAUUGGAGACUCAACGCAGAUUAUUUUCCGAAACCCAAACUGAACGAACGCUUCAAGUAUCCCUUGACAGAAUGAUGAACGUCACUCGUUUGCUCUGUACACUAUGGGGCAAACAUCAGGUAACGAUUGUCAUUGCUUUCAUCAGCUACAUAGCACUAGUGGGCCUCCUUCGAUACCGCCGCAUGACAAGGAUCCAGGCCCCAUUCGCACCUGGCAAGAAAGACUUGUCGGAGAUGACAGUCAAAGAGGCACAUGCUAUCCUGACCGAGUUACAAGAGCUCGAGUUUCCACAUGCUUUUGCUAAAGCUCGUAAAAUUGCCCUAUUGAAGGCUGGAGGUAUCCCAACUAUGUCCAAACUCUUUGCGGUUACAGGCCAAAAUAAUAAGCGGAAUUCGGGGAAGCGCGCUGUUGAUACGGAAAUCCUCUUGCGAGAGGUGCAGUCUAAACCAAGGGAUUCUGACCGCUAUUCGUCAGCUGUGGCCAGAAUGAAUUUUCUCCAUGCUCGUUACCGUCGUGCUAACAAAAUCACGGAUAAUGAUCUCCUCCAUACGCUGGGUGACGGUCUUGCCGAGAUCCUGAAUGUUGUUGAGAGAGAUGAAUGGCGCAAGCUUACUGACACUGAGAAGUGUGCCCUUGGUAUCUUCCACAAGAACUUGGGGGAAGACAUGGGUAUCCCAUUUGAUGUCCUCCCUUCAAAAGCCGAUGGAUGGAAAAAUGGCCUGCAUUUCGCGACCGAAUUGAUAGACUGGACAAUUCGGUACGAAGAAGAAGUGGCUAAGCCCACAGCAACGAACGAUCAAUACGUCCGAGUCUACGUCGAUUCAGCAUUGUCAUCGCUUCCUGGGUUCAUAAGAAUGACUGUGCGAAAAAUGCUGGGUAAUGACUUAGACGAUGUCAUGAGAAGGAGUCUUUGUCUUGAGUCGCCCGGCCUAGUCCUCUGGUUCCUACUGGCCUUCAUCCGAGAGGGACGAAAAAUAUUCCUUCGAUAUGUUGCACUUCCACGCUCUUCGUCCAGUGCUGUUAAAUUAGUGGACGACAUGCCAAACCAAGAGACCCAUCUAUAUAACUUUCAAAGAAAAACACUGCAGCCUUGGUACGUUAAACCAACUUUUUCGUCAAAAUGGGGGCUCGGUGCGAUGCUUGUUAGAGCACUAGGAGGAAAGGUGCCUGGGUCGCGAGGAGACCGCUAUCAACCAGGAGGAUACGACUUGAUGACAAUCGGGCCGGAGCCGCAAAAAGAGCACGGAGCAGAGGAGAUGAUAUCCGAUAUCGAGGUAAUAAAAGCAAGAGGUGUGACUACAUGUCCCUUCUCACAGGCAAAGGCAAAGUCGGGAUGA
Messenger RNA from Penicillium coprophilum, 2493 nucleotides. RefSeq lists its product as uncharacterized. The coding region runs from base 1 to 2493 and encodes 830 amino acids. The record is from RefSeq and is a predicted model, not a curated record. NCBI's taxonomy places the organism in Eukaryota, Fungi, Ascomycota, Eurotiomycetes, Eurotiales, Aspergillaceae. The transcript is spliced from 6 exons. Gene Ontology annotation, molecular function: oxidoreductase activity.